UAGUAUUCUUUACCCCUAAACACUUCAGAAUGAAUGAGAGUUCAACAUUUGUUUACUAUUGUGGUAAAAUCCACAGGCAGUGAAAUAUACAAAUUUUAAGUGUAUACUCACUGAGUAAUGAGGUUUUGAUCUGUGUAACUCAAAGCCCUAUCAAGAUAGAGAACGUCACUGUUACCCCUAAAGAUUUCCAUCAUGCCCCUUCCUAGUGAAUACCCCAGCACAGAUAACCACUGCUCUGAUUUGUUUCACUAGAUUGGUUUUGCCUAUUCUAAAAUUUCAUGUGCACAGAAUAAUAUGUACUAACAUUUGUUUCUUCAUUCAAUAACAGAUUUAUCCAGUACCUAUGAUAGCUCACAGACAUACAUGUGAUGUCUCUUCAAUGUGAGUAAUGAGUUCUCCCAGACAGACCAAAAAGCUGAAGGUAUUUCUAAGGCCUGGCCUGUGACCUCCUUCCCUCUGCCCUCCAAUCAUGUUGUCACUGAGACACCAUAGACAGCUGGGCCUCAGAAACAGAAAUGCAAGUCCUGUGUCCCAUUUGAGCCCUGGGCUCCUUCCUGACCAUCACGUUCCACCAUCCAAACUGGCCCUGGAGGCCUCUUGCCAGCUGCACACCCACACUUACUCACUUCCCACACCAGGGCUUCAUCCACAUUUCUCUAGCCAGGUGUUCAAGUGAGUGUCACAAUCUCAGUCCAGGCCAUGGGUAAAAGUACUGGUGGGAGGGCAGCUGGAAGAAACUAGACAAGAAGAGGCAUUAUAUGGUCCUGUAAUUCUGUGGAGGGGUGGUACAGGGGCGGAGACCAGGUAGGGGUUGGGGAAGAAAACAUGAAGAGAGGAAACAUCACAGACUCCUGAGCAAUCAGGGCUGGGCAGUGGAACAGUGCUUACCUGGAGCCACUGGAACCCUGGGCACAAUGCUCUUGCCCUCUAAGAAGGACCUCAAGACUGCUCUGGAGGUGUUUGCUGUUUUCCAGUGGGCCCUCAGUGCCUUACUUAUUGUAAUGACUUCGAUCGUUGUCAACCUCUACCUGGUGGUAUUCACACAAUACUGGCUUGUUACUGUGCUUAUUCUCGCCUGGCUGGUUUUUGACUGGAAGACCCCUGAGCGAGGUGGCCGCCGGUAUGCCUGUGUGAGGAACUGGCACCUGUGGAAACACUACUGUGAUUACUUCCCUCUCAAGCUUCUGAAGACUCAUGACAUCUCCCCCAACAGCAACUACAUUCUCGUCUGCCACCCUCAUGGGAUUUUGGCACAUACAUGGUUUGGCCACUUUUCCUCAGAGGGUUCAGGCUUCUCCAGGAUGUUUCCUGGCAUCACCCCUUACGCACUCACACUGGGAUCCCUUUUCUGGAUGCCUUUCCUGAGAGACUAUAUAAUGGCUACAGGGGCUUGCUCCGUGAGUGAAUCCUCCAUUGACUUUCUGCUGACUCAUAAAGGCACAGGCAACAUGCUCAUUGUGGUGGUUGGUGGUCUGGCUGAGUGCAGAUACAGCCUGCCAGGCUCUUCCACCCUGGUCUUGAAGAACCGGUCUGGCUUUGUGCGCAUGGCCCUUCGGCAUGGGGUGGCUCUAAUACCUACCUAUGCGUUUGGAGAGACAGACCUCUAUGAUCAGCACAUUUUCACUCCUGGGGGCUUUGUCAACCGCUUCCAGAAGUGGUUCCAGAGAAUGGUACACAUCUACCCUUGUGCUUUCUAUGGACGUGGCUUCACCAAGAACUCCUGGGGCCUUUUGCCCCAUGCACUGCCUGUAACCACCAUCGUCGGGGAGCCUCUACAAAUGCCCAAGAUUGAGAAUCCGAGCCAGGAGAUUGUGUCUAAAUAUCACGCACUCUAUAUUGAAGCCUUACGUAAACUGUUUGACCAGCAUAAGACCAAGUUUGGCAUCUCAGAGACCCAGGAGCUGGAGAUAAUUUGACAGACAUCCCCAGCAGCCUUCAGCCUGGCUGGAAGCUCUUCUCUGCCCUUUUCUUGCAACUACAGGAGAGAGAGUCCCAAGAAACAGGGAAGAGCCUAGGGCAGAGGUGCCCAGAAGGCGCUUUGGCACCAGCAUUGAGGAAAACAAUGGACAAAAUAAAAAGCCCAUCUUCUGAUAUGCUGUGUGCACCAACUACUCUGUUUUGAGGGCUCUGGGAUUCCUGCGCAUGUCUCUCUUUCUCUAGCUCUCAAACAGCCCCAUCUCCUGGCAUUAAGACUCCUGUAGGACUGGGGCCUUGAGAGCCUGUGGGCUUUGAGUUCAAGCUCCACCAACUUCAAGCCAUGUGACUCUGGGGCAAUCAGUCACCUCUGAGCCUCCUUUCUUCAUCUAUCACAUGAGACUAACAAUCUGUCCACUGCUUACCUCAAAGGCUAUUGGGAAGUUCAAACAAUACUGGAUGUGAUUGAACUUUGUAAUCUGGAGAGCUACACCAACCAUUUUCUUCUCCAAUCAUUUUACCCAUUUCCUGUCCCUGAUCAAACAGUGCCCUAAAUACCCUCUGCUACCUACUAGCCCACACUCAGUUUCCACCUCAUAAAGCUGUAACAGAAUAGGUUGGGCUCAGGCCUAAUUUUCUCUGAUGUUCCCUCAGCAACUUGCCUAUACUUGCCUGGCCCUAUAAUUCUGCCCUUUAUUUGAGAGUCAGCCAGCCUGCUCAGGAUGGAAAUGAGACGCCUGGCUUUUAGCAGCCAUAAAUAACUCUCCUUCUGAAUGGCAAGUCUCUGACUCUUGGUCCAAUGGCUGUUGCAAUGACAGGCUUCAAAAUUUGGCUCACAGCCCCAUCAUUCCAUCCCUCUCAUGUGGGUGCCAUUUGGUCCAAUGAUUUGCCUGCAUUACAUUCGUCAAUUUGGUCUACAACAUCCUGUGUGUUUAUUGUAGUAUGAGCUGCUGCCUCUGCCCUGGGUGCCUGCCUCAUGUGAUGAUUUGUAUACAGUGGGCAAAGACAUGCUUCCGCUUUUCUGCUGUCUUUGUUACUUGUUGUGCCAGAAAUUACAUUUUCCCUGAGCUUCCAUAAGGUGUUUUUAAAUAGUCUGCAGCUUUCCUGUGACUGGUUUCCUUAAAAUAAAAAAAACAAAAACAAAAACAAAAACCUCUAAGGUGGCCAGAGGACCAGCCUGGGCUCCAACACCCAGCCCAUGUACACCUGGUCAUUGCAGGUUUGUCGCAGUCUACUGUGUGCACAUUGCUCUACCUAUACGAUGGUGGUGGGUGGGGGGCGAGGGAUCAAAGGCUGCUGGGGUUGUGAAAAGUGCCAGAGCGCUCUUGAGCUACGUGUUCUUGAGCUGCUAUCUGGUCUUCUUCCCGUGAGUCUCUUCCUUAUUGAUUUUAGCUCAGGAUGGAUGAAGGUGGAAAUAGGCAAAUACUACUUUUCCAGGUAAAGGUAGACGAGCAGCCUUGGUUGGGAAGGAAUCAGACCAGUCUGACACACUUACUAGUUGGGGGACCCUGGGUGAGCUUCUUAAAGUGUUGGUUUCCUCAUCUGCAAAAUGAGGAGUUGGAGGCUGGGUUUACCCAAGCUAUUUGGGGCCCAGGCCUGAAGUAUCUUUUGUAGACACCACAUUCUUAAGCUGAGAGUGACUCAGUUCUGUGUAUCGCUGCCCCAGGACAAUGUUUCUUUUGGCAGGACAUCUAGCCUACCGGUCAUGUGGUCACAGAAGACAAGGCAAGCUUGUCUAACCUGUGGCCUACAGGCCGCAUGCGGCCCAGAAUGGCUUUGAAUGGGGCCCAACAUGAAUUCAUAAACUUUCUUAAAACAUUAUGAGAAUUUUUUGUGAUUUUUUUUAA
This is a messenger RNA of Sapajus apella (tufted capuchin), 3761 nucleotides long. It is a transcript of the gene AWAT2, whose product is annotated as acyl-CoA wax alcohol acyltransferase 2. Gene Ontology annotation, cellular component: endoplasmic reticulum membrane. The transcript has 8 exons. Bases 915 to 1916 code for a protein of 333 amino acids. The record is from RefSeq and is a predicted model, not a curated record. Gene Ontology annotation, biological process: lipid metabolic process. NCBI's taxonomy places the organism in Eukaryota, Metazoa, Chordata, Mammalia, Primates, Cebidae. Gene Ontology annotation, molecular function: retinol O-fatty-acyltransferase activity.